Molecule: messenger RNA, 356 nt
Organism: Zychaea mexicana
Lineage: Eukaryota; Fungi; Mucoromycota; Mucoromycetes; Mucorales; Lichtheimiaceae
Exons: 1
Coding region: 73-273 (66 amino acids)
Source: RefSeq, a predicted model, not a curated record
CUAUCUUCUUUUUCUGACUUUUGCCUUUUGUUGGGGACAAACAACGAAGAGUAAAUACUGUAAAUAAUAUAUAUGAGCACCCUCGUAUCUGACAAUGCGUGUUUUUUGUUGAUGUUGUUGUUGUUGAUGUUGUUGUUGUUGCGCGUGUGUGAGAGUAUGAAUGUGAAUGUUGGACGGGUAGGUUCUAGUCCCACCCUACUGUUGUUGUUGUUGCUGCUUUUUUGCUGUGUAUUAUGUGAUGUGGGGUUUCCAGGUAAAGAGAAUCCGAGCUAGAGGUUGAGUUAGCAGUUGGAAGGAGAACAACACACGCUUUUUAUGAGGUUGCUGUUGUUGUUGUUGUUGUUGUUGUUGUUGUU